UGAACAGUCCCAGUUUGGUCACAUUGGCAGUGGAAGAUAUUUUUUUGUUAGCAAUUAAUAAAUUUAAGCGAGCGGAAAGUACGCACGAAUCGCCUGUAAACCAGAAAAAAAGUGACCGCGGAUACUGGCGGCGUGGCGUCCAGUUGGCCUGCAGUAGGCUUUCACAAAAUCUUAUAGAACAGAGCUUUCGAUUCGGCCAAUUUCACCAGCGGGCACAAUUUCAUCACUGCACACGUGUCUAGAGCUUUGCUGGGAAUCGGAAUCCACCUCCGUGGAUUGCGGACAAUCCCGGGGUUGUGCUGGGAAAUGCCCAGCAGCCAGUGGCUGGCAGGAAGAGACUUUUCCGGCGGAAAAGAGAAGGCUGCAUCAGAAGAAGGAGCUGCCGAACAGGGCAACAGGACUUGCCAUGUCUGAAUACUGGCAGCAGUUGACCAACGGCUCCGGAGGAGCAAGGCCAGGCAAUGAAUCACCGGCCGUUGCCUCUUGCAAUGGGGGCCAUGAAGCGCCGACAGUGGGUGGCUCUAACAACGCCCACGGCAAUAACAACUAUGUGAACUUCAAUCAGUUCAUCAUGCAGCACAAUCUGGGCGGCGGAGCAUCAUCCAAUGCUGCAGGAACUAUGCAACAUCCACUGGGCAACAGUAACAGCAACAGCAGCACGAACUACACCUUGGGCGGAGGCGGUGGAGCCUUUGGACUGAAUCCACCAUCAACAGCAACCAACUCUAACAACUUUGCGAAUUUUUAUUCGCAGCCCAUAUUCCCAUCGUAUCAAAAUGGAGAUGGCAUCGCAAUCGAAGCCUUCACUAACAAUUAUGGAUCGGGCAACGCCACCAGCAGUAAUUUUUCGAGUCUUUACACACCGUUUGGCAACAAUCCGUUUGACUUCAGCGCUUCCAAGCUGCAGGCCUCUGCCCCAGAAUUCGUGCCCAAUCUGGCCAAGUUGAGUUUAGAUGAGACUCCGGCAGCCACGACAAACGGUAACAGCACUGCCAGCCAAGAGACUGCCAUAAAUGAGACGAGACCCAGGACACUGCAAGCCGAAGGAGGAGGAUCAGAAAGGGGAGGCAACAACCACCGAUCAAACCACAACUACGAAAGGGACCGAGACAGGGAUUCAGGGAGACCAGGAAGCACGCGUCAGCAGCGACGCUCCGACUACCGCGACGAUCGAGACGAUCGCAGGGAGAGAGAGGACCGAAGGGAAAGGGAGGAUCGCUACGAGCGGAAUGAUCGCAGGAGACCGCAAAAACAGCAACGCUACGACAAUCAUCGCAGCAAUAAACGUAGGGAUGACUGGAAUCGCAACAGGGAUCGCAUCAACGGGUUUCCGCGUGCCGUUGAUGAUCUGGACACGAGUAACGAGAGUGCCCACCCAUCGCCCGAAAAGCAGUCGCAACAGCAGCAAAUCUCUCCCAGGAGAGCUCCACCGCCGCCACCAGCGGAUAAUGAGAAGCUAUCGCAGCGUGAGAAACUGAUACGUGACAUAGAACAGCGCCGACUAGAAUGUCUGGUGUGCGUUGAGGCUAUCAAGGCUCAUCAGCCGACUUGGUCAUGCCAGAACUGUUACCAUGUGCUCCAUCUCAAGUGCACCAUCACUUGGGCGAGCAGUUCGAAGUCUGAGGUGGGCUGGCGUUGUCCUGCCUGCCAGAAUGUGCUCCAAGAGCUGCCCCGAGAGUAUCUCUGCUUUUGUGGCAAGCUAAAGAAUCCGCCGGUGUCGCGGUCGGAAUUGGCACACAGUUGCGGCGAGGUUUGCUGCCGAAUCGAGGGCUGCAGCCACGCCUGCACUUUGCUUUGCCAUCCGGGCCCUUGUCCUCCGUGUCAGGCCAACGUAGUACGCAGCUGUGGCUGCGGACGCAGCUCCAAAACAAUGCAGUGCGCCAUGAAAGAAGAGCUUCUAUGCGGUGAGAUUUGCGACAAGACGCUUAACUGUGGCGAGCAUCGCUGUCAGUCGGAGUGCCACUCGGGCAAGUGUGCCGCGUGUCCUGAGCAGGUUGAGCAGCACUGCCACUGCGGCAAGCAAGAGCGCCAGGUACAGUGCACGCGAGAAAACCAAGACAAGCGCAGCUAUUCCUGUAAGGAGAGUUGCGGCAAGCCGCUUCCCUGUGGCAACCACAAGUGCAAGGAUUCCUGCCAUGCCGGCAGCUGUAGACCUUGUAAGCUUAGUCCGGAACAGAUAACCAGUUGUCCUUGCGGCAAGAUGCCUGUACCAGCUACUCAGCGGUCGAGUUGUUUGGAUCCUGUCCCCACUUGUGAGGGCAUCUGCUCAAGGACGCUACGUUGUGGAAAGCCGGCGCAUCCGCAUCAGUGCGGUAGCAAAUGCCACCUGGGUCAGUGUCCACCAUGUCCCAAACAGACGGCGGUGAAAUGUCGUUGCGGCCACAUGGACCAGAUGAUCAAGUGCCGACAACUAUCCAGCCGGGCGGACGAUGCCCGCUGCAAGCGUCGUUGCACUAAGAAGCGAAGCUGUGGAAAGCACAAGUGUAAUGCUGAGUGCUGCAUCGAUAUAGACCACGCUUGUCCGCUGCCCUGUAACCGAACAUUGAGCUGUGGGAAACACAAGUGCGACCAGCCUUGUCAUCGUGGCAAUUGUCCGCCAUGCUACCGCAGCAGUUUCGAAGAGCUUUACUGCGAGUGUGGCGCUGAAGUGAUCUAUCCGCCAGUGCCUUGUGGUACCAAGAAGCCAGUCUGCAAGCGUCCCUGCUCGCGCUCCCAUCCCUGCGAGCAUCCGCCGCAACACAAUUGCCAUUCGGCGGCCACCUGUCCUCCUUGCAUGAUGUUCACCACGAAGUUUUGCCAUGGCAACCACGAGCAGCGCAAGACCAUUCCCUGCUCGCAGCCCAACUUCAGCUGCGGCCUGGCCUGUGGAAAGCCGUUGCCUUGUGGCCGCCACAAGUGCAUCAAACCAUGUCAUGAAGGCGCUUGCCAGUCAGCCGGCGAGAUCUGUCGCCAGAGUUGCACCAAACCGCGAUCGAACUGUGGUCACAAGUGUGCUGCCGCCUGCCACGAGGGAGCCUGCCCGGAGACACCUUGCAAAGAGGUGGUUGAGGUUCAGUGCGAGUGCGGGCACCGUAAGCAGAACCGCAGUUGCCAGGAGCUGGCCAGGGAGCACAGUCGUAUUGCCACUGCUCAGCUAGCCUCAUCCAUGGCAGAGAUGUCUCGUGGGAAUUAUAUGGAGCUUAGCGAGAUCUUGGCCCCAGCGAAGACCAACAAGUCAAAUAAGACUCUGGAUUGCAACGACGAAUGCCGGUUAUUAGAAAGAAAUCGUCGCCUGGCCGUGGCUCUAUCCUCAGGAAAUUCCGAUACAAAGCAAAAAACCCUAACCAAGUACUCGGAGUUUGUUCGGGGUUUCGCAAAGAGAAACCCUGCGUUGACCAAGAGCGUUUAUGAGACACUGACCGAUCUGGUAAAGCUGGCCAAGGAGAGCAAGCAGCGCUCGAGGAGCCAUUCCUUCCCCACAAUGAACCGCGAGAAGAGGCAGCUGGUGCACGAGUUGUGCGAAAUAUUUGGCAUAGAGUCGGUUUCCUAUGACAAGGAGCCCAAUCGUAAUGUCGUGGCCACGGCCCACAAAGAAAGGUGCUGGCUACCGGCUACGAGCAUCAUGGAGGUGCUGGCCCGCGAGUCCGGACAACGUCGUGUCCCGGUGCCCAGUAACAAUGCCUGGGGCUUAAAGAAAUAGAGCUAAUCCAUCUGGAUAUUUGUAUACAGAGAUAUUCUAUAUGUUUAAUCGUUGGCGCUGGAGAAUAAUACUAUAACAAUUGAGGAAGAGGAUGAAGAAAAGGAGCCUGGAUGAAAUAUUGAUCGAUCCUGCGAGUGGGAAAGAUGGAUACGCUUCGAGGACAAUACACAUGGAUUAUUGCCGUUAUCACGUAUAUUUUGUAAAUUAAAACAAAUGUUAGUUGAACUAUAGAAAGCUAAAUGUUGAAUACUGAAUGGAGUGAAGUGGAUAUGCAGGCACAAAUAUGAAAAACGCUGUUAACCAAUCUGUUGUACGAUGAAUUUAUCACAAAUUGAGUCUUUCUGACAACGUUACUUCAAAAAAAGAAAAAUAUCAGAGAGAUAAAUAAAUGAGAAAAUAGAGCA
Messenger RNA from Drosophila eugracilis, 4083 nucleotides. It is a transcript of the gene stc, whose product is annotated as protein shuttle craft. NCBI's taxonomy places the organism in Eukaryota, Metazoa, Arthropoda, Insecta, Diptera, Drosophilidae. Gene Ontology annotation, molecular function: RNA polymerase II transcription regulatory region sequence-specific DNA binding; zinc ion binding; DNA-binding transcription factor activity, RNA polymerase II-specific. The transcript has 5 exons. Gene Ontology annotation, biological process: negative regulation of transcription by RNA polymerase II. The record is from RefSeq and is a predicted model, not a curated record. The coding region runs from base 407 to 3679 and encodes 1090 amino acids. Gene Ontology annotation, cellular component: nucleus.